Messenger RNA from Vigna radiata var. radiata (mung bean), 1952 nucleotides. Its product is annotated as shaggy-related protein kinase epsilon. Gene Ontology annotation, cellular component: cytoplasm. The record is from RefSeq and is a predicted model, not a curated record. Lineage: Eukaryota; Viridiplantae; Streptophyta; Magnoliopsida; Fabales; Fabaceae. The transcript has 13 exons. Gene Ontology annotation, biological process: signal transduction; protein phosphorylation. Gene Ontology annotation, molecular function: protein serine/threonine kinase activity; ATP binding. Bases 443 to 1651 code for a protein of 402 amino acids.
GUGCGUGCUGGUCUUGCUGGUCUUCCAUGUUUUAAUCUAAUCUAUUCAUUCCACACAAAAGCUCGUAACUCAGUCAAACUGCAACAUACGUCUCUGAGACUAAAGCUCACACGCACUUCCUCACGCGCUUUUCUUUGAUGCAAGAAAUCAUCUUUCUUUUUCCGGUUUAAACUUCGUUCCUCUGUUUCUUUCUCACUCUCUCUCUCCAAGUUGAGUUUUCAUUUGGAUGGGAAAAUGUCAGGGUCUCGUGGCAUAUUAGGCAGGUUUAGGGGGUGAGAAAAAAAAGUACAUUUUUUUCUCUCCUUUUCAGUGUUGUGUUUUUCCAAACAUGUGGAGCUCGGUUAUGGUGAUUUUUCUUCUGCAUAGGUUGUGCUGAUCUACAGUGUUGAUUUGAAGGUUUACAUUACCUGAAAAGGUUUGAUUCUAUCCUGGUUCAGCAUAUAUGGCCUCAACUAUUGGUAAACCGGGUGAUGAUUCCACGAUUGUUGAAAAGCUCCCGGAUGAGAUUAAUGAAAUGAAGAUCAAGGAUGAAAAGGAAAUGGAUACUGCAAUGGUGGAUGGAAAUGGAACUGAAACUGGCCGUAUUAUUGUGACCACUAUUGGUGGUCGACAAGGUCAACCUAAACAGACUAUAAGUUACAUGGCAGAACGUAUUGUCGGACAAGGCUCAUUUGGUAUUGUGUUUCAGGCUAAAUGUCUUGAAACUGGAGAAACUGUAGCAAUCAAGAAAGUUUUGCAGGAUAAAAGAUACAAGAAUCGCGAAUUGCAAACAAUGCGCCUUCUUGAUCAUCCCAAUGUUGUAUCACUAAAACAUUGCUUCUUUUCUACCACAGAUAAAGAUGAACUCUAUCUCAAUUUGGUACUUGAAUAUGUACCUGAGACUGUAUAUCGUGUGGUGAAGCACUAUAGCAAGGCAAAUCAGCGGAUGCCCCUAAUAUAUGUUAAACUUUACACAUAUCAGAUUUGUAGAGCCUUGGCUUAUAUUCAUGGAUGUGUUGGAGUGUGCCACAGGGACAUUAAGCCACAGAAUCUGCUGGUAAAUCCUCAUACACAUCAGGUCAAACUUUGUGAUUUUGGGAGUGCAAAAGUUCUGAUCAAGGGUGAACCUAACAUAUCGUAUAUCUGCUCCCGAUACUAUCGAGCUCCUGAACUCAUAUUUGGAGCCACUGAGUAUACUACUGCAAUUGAUAUGUGGUCUGUUGGUUGUGUGCUGGCUGAGCUGCUCCUGGGGCAGCCUCUGUUUCCAGGAGAUAGUGGAGUUGAUCAACUUGUUGAAAUUAUCAAGGUACUCGGGACUCCAACUCGUGAGGAAAUAAAAUGCAUGAAUCCAAAUUACACAGAGUUCAAGUUCCCUCAAAUCAAGGCUCACCCCUGGCAUAAGAUAUUCCACAAGCGUAUGCCCCCAGAAGCAGUAGAUCUUGUUUCAAGGCUUCUCCAGUAUUCUCCAAAUUUACGAAGUACUGCUUUGGAUGCAUGUGUUCACCCAUUUUUUGAUGAACUCCGCGACCAUAAUACCCGUCUCCCUAAUGGGCGCCCUAUGCCACCCCUCUUUAAUUUCAAACCUCAAGAGCUCAAGGGAGUGACUUUGGAGCUGCUAUGCAAACUUGUUCCAGAACAUGCUCGGAAACAGUGUCCAUCCCUUAAUUUCUAGACAGCUAACAUAACCUUUGAAUCUGGAUUUUACUAUUAUGUGGUUCUUCUGUGAUAUUUUGUCAUGCUUGUGUUUCAUGUUUUCUUUAUAAAUUGAAAAGAAAUUGCAUUUUUAAUCUUUACAGUUAGAUACUUGGCUGACUAUUGCAUUUUCUUAUCAUUCCCUAUUGUCUGUGAAGACAUUUGCUGUGUAUCGUUUGUGGUCUUUAGUUAUAGCACUUGUGCUAUUCAUAAUCUGACGAUGUUAGUUGGUUCAGAAAAGGAAGAAUGUUUAGUUCUAAUGAAGCAGUCGCUUGAAGGAA